This is a messenger RNA of Rotaria sp. Silwood2, 462 nucleotides long. NCBI's taxonomy places the organism in Eukaryota, Metazoa, Rotifera, Eurotatoria, Philodinida, Philodinidae. The record is from the annotation of a GenBank genome assembly.
AUGAAUCACCCAUUCCAAUUAAUCGUCGAUGAAUAUUUGGAUAGAAUUGCUAGAUUCCCUACCGAUAAUUAUUUAUCAUUCAAACUUGCAUAUAGUUUAAGACAAUUAGUAAUUGGUAAAGAUACUUAUUGGUUUGAAGUAACUGAUGAAGAACUAAGUAAAAUAAGUCCAAAAGAUAAUUCAUUUGAAGGGUUUCCACCACUUUAUAUAACAGCUGGUACAAAUGAAAUAUCAAUUGAUGCAAUUCGUGAUAUGACUGAGAUAAUGAGAUUAUCAGAUGUAGAAGUAAUAUUAGAUGAAGGUGAAGGAUUAAUGCAUACAUAUGCUUUAUUUCAUCUUUGGUCACCACAAGGUAAAUAUACUCAAGAAAAAAUUGGCCAAUGGAUUCGAGAACAAUUGUUAGUUGGACUACAAUCAACAUCAAAAACGAAUAGCAUCAUAACAGAUGAAAUGUGUAUUUAA